GUGGACAGGAGUCGCAAGCUGGCACUGGAUAGCAAAUGAUGACAAUUGUGGUAUAUGUAGGAUGGCAUUUGAUGGAUGUUGUCCUGAUUGCAGAAUGCCAGGAGACGACUGCCCUUUAGGUAAUGUUUAUACUCUACCCAUAUUUUUUUAAGGGUUUAGAUUUGUUAUAUCUGAGCUAUAGUGCCGGAGGCCAGAGUUCUGCCGAAGCUCGUUUUUUGGUCAACCCGAGUUGGAACCAGAGUUGUGGUGCUUUUUUCCAGCUUCGGCUGAAGAGUAUCGAUAGUUGGUUACAAUAAUGGCAACAAUGAAUUUGUUAAAAGUACAAUUAUAAUCUGUUGUGUCAACCCAGUUUGCCAUUAAUUUUCGGCUACUGCAAACAGCCAAAUUUCAAUAAGUCAUGUCUGUGAUCAGUGAAGUACCUUAUCACAGGAAAAGUUGUAAAUUGCAAGCUUAAACUAUUGGUGAAGCUAAAUAAAUAAAUAAAUAGUAAAAUGGGGUGCAUCAGGGCACUUAAGGGGUUAAAGUUGCAUUGCAUCAUAAUAUGCCAUACUUUAUUAUUUCAACUCUUUCUAACACUGGAGUCUGGACGAUUUUACUCAUCGAGGCGAGGGCACUGAUGCUGAAUGGAUUAAAGUGUCAAUAUUUGUACAAGCUAGCUAACAAAAGUCACUGUGUAAGUAUUUGAUUAGCUGAAAUAACUUUCCAAUUUUUAACACUGAGGUAUGAAUGAGAUUUUCUCCAAACAAUUAAAAUGGAAAAUUUUCUCAGAAUAAAUGUCAAUAUUUAAUAUUUUAAUUUGAAAAAUUGAUUUUUAGCUAGUACUAUGGCAACAGAAAAGUUUCAGAUACUGUUGAUAUCAGCCUACACACGUAAAAACACACAAGUUGUAACAAACCUGUAGCAGACUUGUAGCAAUGCUGUUCCAACAACUUGUCAACAGGAUGUGUUCGCACUGCUUGUUCCCAGCUUGUUGACAAGUUUGUCAGCGGCUUGUUGGUAACUUGCUACAAGGUUGUUGAGCUCAACAGACUUGUUACAAGUUGUCCAACAACUUGUUAUCGUCCUGCAAUUCGACAACUUGUCAACAAGUUGUGAGUGACAAGCUUGUAGCAACUUGAUAAAAUAAUAUUGUUACAACUGGUUGACAAGCUUGCUACAAGCCUCUUGCGAACACAUCUUGUUGACAAGUUGUGAGAUUUUUACGUGUGUUGUCCUAGUAGUACGCAUGAUUUCAUUAUUCUGGGAAAAUGAAUGCAAAAACUCUCUAUAAAAAAGACCGUUUUACUUGGAAAAAAUGGUGAUUUUAUUCUUCUGGGAGCUAUGUAAUACGUUUACUCCUUCCUCGCAGCUAAAGUGUUCGCGCGUGACCGCCAAACGGUAAUCAUUUCUGUUUUAUUAAAAACAUGAACGGUAUUAAAAAACAUGAACGGAUUUUGAAAGAAUUAAAGUGAGUUUUGACUGUGGUAAUAUACUGGAUUUCCUGCAUUUAGCAGAAUUUUGUGUUGCAUUUUACGAAAAAAAAAAAAAAAUCCGCCCGCCCGACCUAGGAAAAUUAAAAUGGGUGGACGCUAAACAAGUAAUUUUUUUUAUGUGGCCUAAUGCAAAAUGACUGAAAAUUGCAAACUUCGCAAGGCUAUAUUAUCCGCAUUUUACAACAUUUCGCAACGAAACUUUGGAAUAUUACUAAUUUUGUGACGCUCUUUCAAGCUGUGAUGAAAUAUUUGUCUAGACUUGCCUAGAUCAAAAUUUUGGUUAUAAGGGGAAAGUCUAUUAAGAGUUCAAGCGCUUUUUUCUUUUCACAAUUAAGGUAGCCAAAUUAGUAGCAUUCCCCUUAUUUGUAUAGAUCAUGUACGUGCGUGAUAUUUGUAAAAUUUGGACUUUUUCAAAUUCCAAAUGUUUGGGUGGAUAAAAAGUAAGCUAUUUACCAGUUUAAUUCGAGGGUUUUUCUUUUUAUUAUAUAAAACAAAUAGAUAAGAUUUUGCCGCUGUCUAUUCAGUUAUAUAGAUACACAGUAUGACGUUAUAAUGUGGGAAGGACAAUAAAGUGACCCACUCACCUGGGCAGCUCGUGAGCCACUUUUUUUGUCCUUCCCACAUUAUGACGUCACACUGUAAACUGAACAGGCAAAAUCUUAUCUAUUUGUUAAUUUGUGUAUGGUGGAUACUGAAGCUGGUACCAACCAAGAGUGAAAGAAAUUUGGUACCAAGGCUGAAAAUCACCGUUUGAAUCGAACUCCAUCAAAGAUAGUUAAAUUGAGUGGCCAUGGCAACAGGUGCUAUGGAAAUUUUUAAUGAUUCACAUUUAACCAAACCUUUAGAAAUGUAUUGUCUUUAACUGACGUAGAUGCAAGUUUAUCUAUCGAUAUAGCAUCAUGACCAGUUGCCAUGGCUAGCCACACAUGGCUUAAUGGCAUAAUGACCAUUUAUUUUGCACCCCCUAAAGGCUAGUUUCCACUCAGGAAAAUUAUCCGUGGAUUGGAACGGACAAGAAAAUUCCCCCGGAUUUGUGUUAAAGUCAUUAGUUCCAACCCAGAGCUCACAAGACAAGGAAAAAUUUUCUUGUCCGUUCCAAACUUCCAAUCCACGGAUAAUUUUCCUGAGUGGAAACUAGCCUUUAAAUUAAUGUUAUAAACACCGAUAAAACACGUUUCGCGCCCACCCAACACAGUGUUUUAUGCUGUCGUAUAUGGUAGUAAAGACUCGUUGUUGAACACUUAAGACCGAUUUAAAGCCAAUUUACACUACCCAACUUGUCAACUUUUGCCUAAGACUGUCGCAUGGAACCUGCUUACAACUUGAGUUGUACUGUUGUACUGUGUAAAACAAGCACAUGAACUCAAGUUGUAUUACAGGGUUCGUAGCGGUCUUUGAAAUCCUUGAAAGUCUUUAAAGUUUCAAUGCAGGUCUUUAUGGUCUUUGAAAAGUCUUUGAAUUGUGUGAAAAAGCGAAGAAAGUCUUUAAAAGUCUUUAAAUUCUUUAGUGAGUAUUUGAUUAUACGAUUUCCUAGCUAAUAAAAUAGAUUGAUUGAAGCAAGAUUUUCGCAACUGAAUAUCGACGAAAAGGUGCAUUUUAGGAUGUGAUUUGACGGGACUAAUUACUGGGUAAAUAUGGUGCUUACAUUCGCAAUUUUUCGACAGCUGAUUGCUCUCAAUGACUCAAAGGUCCUUGAAAAGUCUUUCAAAAUAGGCAGAAAAAAUCUUUGAAAGUCUUUGAUUUUUUUGGUCUUGGGGCUGAUUGUUCAAAGCUUGGUUAGAGCUAACCCUGGGUUAAAAUUUAACCCGCUGUUUUAAUUUGGGAACAUUUGCACAUCUGUUUAUUUCAAAAUUUUGGAAAAUAAAACUUCUAUUGAUCCAGACAUGAAUUUUGGAAAACUAUCUUCAUGUUUCUAAACAAGAUUGCUUUGAAAUUUGCGUUAACCUAGGAUUAAGCCAAUCAGCUUUUGAACAACCGGCCCUUCAAUUGGAGACUACGAACCCUGUGUAAGCAGAUUACCGUACAUGCGACAGUUUUAGGCAAAAGUUGUGUAGUGUAAAUCUGCCCUGACAAAUCCACUAUAAGUUAAGAAUAGGUCAAGAGAAGAGAUAAGCUAACUCUUCGAGAAAUGGAGGCAAUUACUCAGGAUGUAAACCAUCCCUGUCACCACCUUGUCCCUAUCGCACAGAAGCACGACUAUUCCACCAGAACUAAGAAAGAAGUUCUAAUGUAGGUCGCAUUAUUUCCAGAACCGAAAGACAUAAAUCAUCGUUUAUGCCUCGUGAAGUUAAACUUUUUAAUAAUAAACUUUAAAUUACUACUGUAAUGGUUCUGUAAUUUUAGGCUGAAUGUAGGUUGCAUUAUUCUCUGAACUGAAGGACAUAUAAUCGUCGUCUGUGCCUUUGGCAACUGAACCUUUUUAAAAAUACAAAUUUUUAUUGUAAUAUAGAUGGUUUUAUAAUGUUUAUGAAUUUGCAAGUCCACUGUAUUUUUUUACUUAAGGUGGCUUAUUAUUAAUUAAAGCUUUACAUCAUCAUUUGCAAGCAAACAAUUCGUCUAGAAGUUCGUAGCAACUUGACUGCUAAUAGUGCAACCAAAUUCUUUGCAUAUCAAGGGAUGUUUACAUUGAAAUGAUUCAUGCAUAACCUCCUCGCCUCAGGAAGCUAAACACUUGAAAAUAGCAAGAUAAUGACAAUGACUUGGCAUGCUUGAUCAAGGGAAUGCUGUUGGUUCCCCAUUUUCACACGACAUGCAGGGCAGCAAAGGCAAUAUUAGAGUCAUAGAGGGCUUUGCGCGGACAUUUCGGGAUGAGAAUUUGACAUAUAGAGAUUUAAAGUAUUUUUAACACAAAGCUAACAUAUUAUAGUCCAUAGACAACUGCCUACAUAAUUGGAUCACACAUUUGAGAAUAACAUUUUAGAACCUUUUAAUUGUUUUAAAUCGCUUGGCUGGUCAUAUAACGUGCAGAUUGUCAUUCCCGAAUAAUUUCACUACGUCAUUGGAGGAAAGGUCAUGUAACGGGGCAAUUUUUGUACAUAUUAUGUCUAUUAUGUAUUUAUGUGAAACGUAUUCACAAUAUUAUUUGGGAACAUGCACGGUAUUUUUCUCCAAAGAUUAAAAAAGUGAAAACGGUAUAGCGCAUACUCUACGCAAGUAAAAACGCAUAAGUUAAAACAAACCUGCAGCAGACUUGUAGCAAUGCUGUUCCAACAACUUGCCAACAGGAUGUGUUCGCACUGCUUGUUCCCAGCUUGUUGACAAGUUCUCAACGGCUUGCCGAGAACUUUUUCUACAAGGUUGUUGAGCUCAACAGACUUGUUACAAGUUGUUCCAAUUCAACAAUUUCUCAACAAGUUGUGAGUGAGCGACAACCUUGUAGCAACUUGAUGAAAUAACAGCAUUGUCACAACUUGUCGACCCAAGCUUGCUACAAGCCUGUUGCGAACACAUCUUGUUAACAGGUUGCGACAUUUUUACGUGUGUACUUUUAAAUCUUAAAUUAACGUAGUUUAAAUUUUUUUUUGACAACAGCCAAUAUUACCCUCGUUAAGUCAAUAAUAUAUGUAAACAAUAACAUUCACAAGGUAUAGAGUUCGCUUUCGCCAACAGAUCUGAGCAAAAAUUAAUCGGCGAAUAGAAGCAUUUUGUACACUGCAAAUUCGACAAAGAAACACAAUAAAUGGCAUUAUUUCGACGUUAAUUCAUUCGUAUAUCUGCUUAUAAUUCAAAAUGCCUAAGGUGCCUUUGUGCGAGAGUGUUCUUGCGCGCACCCUUGUUUCAUAUGCCUUCGGCAGUCAAUUUCAUUUUUAUACCCCAGUGGCUUAGUGCCCGUAACCCCAAAAUUGAUUUUCAGCUUGUUAAAAGUAUGCUACCAGUGGAACAGUAUCGCGAAAAAAUUUUUGCGUUUGGUUGAAAAGCAAACAUUUUAGAGCCACUUGAAUUAUGGAUUGCUUGGUCAAUGGACGUCGUGUACGGGAGUCUGGGUCUAGCACAAUUUCUGACGUCACGCGAGUUACUGAAUAUCACCACCAAAUAAGUAAAUACACGAGUCUUGCCACUAAAACUUUGAACUGAAAAUCAUCAUGGUGAUAUGGUAAAUCUUUCGAAGUUAUUAUCGUCGUAUUUCAGGAAUAUUACAAUUUGAGUAUGUUAUGUUCAAACUAGGCCGGGUUAUAUGGUCUUUGAUACACUUGCAAUUGUUGUCACACGCGUACUAAACUGCAGCUUCUCUAUAUUUUACGAUCAUUUUUAGUGAGCAUUUUCACAGGUUUAUGAAACUUUGCCAUGGUUUUUACACUACGCUGAUCGAUCCACCAAGGAUAAAAUAUGUUGUGUUAUGCUUUUAAGUUGUCCCUGUGGCAAUAUUUUAUUGCCAGAUACCGAUCAUAUGACAAGACAAUUUACACUAUCUUACAAUGAAAUUGGUGCGCUAUUCGGUCACCACAAAGUUGGGAUCACUAGAUAUCACACCUGUAAACCGGUAGUAUUUUAGUCAUUUCACGAUCAAAGUAUUGUGUUUUAACGGGAUAGUGUUCUUGUGAAGUACGCAUAUAUUUCUUACAGUUAGAGUUGGCAACAAAUACAUUGUACUCGCAGAUCUCAAGCACAUAUCAAAUGGCAGUAUAGUGACACAAGAUUUACGAUUCCAAUGCAAAUAAUAUAGCGAAUGCGUUUUAGAACAUAAAUUUACAUAACAGAACAUAAAUAUACCAUGCAACGACUAUUAGCGCAAACGGUAAGCUUUUCGACAGAACAAACGCGCUAUUAUACAGACAUUCAUCAGUACCAGGGCACCAGGCCAAUUUAAGUUCCGUUGCAAUUUAAUACGAUACUUGUUAUUAUUGAGCAAACUGCCAGGCAAACUGUAAACUUCAUGGAUCAAUAUUUUCGAACAAGCAAGCACGCUCUUCUUUAGUGAUAUAUUUGUACAACACGGAUUUUUUAAAGUUGAUAUUUCCAUAGUCCUAUCGGUUAACGUUCCGUGUAGCGUCUUGUUAUACUGAAAUUUACAUACAAACGCGCUCCUGCUGAAACCACAACUAACUCGCGUGACGUCACAAAUAAUGCUCGUUCCAGACUUCAAGCAGUUAAAUAUUCCGACGGCCAUGUGCCAAGUAAAAUCGCAAUAUAAGCAGGUUAAAGUGGCUCUAAAAUUUUUGCCUUUUAACCAAAAGCAAAAAUGUUUUCGCGAAACUACUACACUCAUAGCAUACUUUUAAUAAGCCGAAAAUCAAUUUUGGGGUUACGGGCACUUUAAAUCAGUUAACCCUAGUAUCUCGUAAGUGUAUGAUCCCGUAGUUUACGCGUGCGGUUAGACGUCUUAGUUUUGCGGUUGUAUUUCAACAUGACUCGGCUUUAUAAGUAAUCCACCAGUCAUAUCGAUACAUGUGCUUCAUAAUUUCGAUGCCAUAUUGCGGUACUGGCAUCAUGAACCAGCCAAACCUCGUCAUCGGCAACGGCUUGUGCUCGAUCAAACCUUUUGGAAACGUAUGAUGCAAGUUAUAAUGGACAGUCAGCAACCACGGUUCCCAGCCUCGUCGCUUCAUCGAAGCGCCAUAUUCGUAGUAUAUCAUCAAAUCCACAGCGCCUUUCCCACGAACGAAUUUAAAACUCGAUUUCUGGCGCAUGUUGUUAGUAAUCGUUAUGCCCUUUUCUCGAAAUUUUUUUAAGAAGCGCUCUUCGGAAAGUCGAGAAUAUUUUCCGUCCGGUAUCAUUCCCAAGUCCACAUCAUCGUCCCAAGGCAACGGCUUGUUAAUCCUCAGAGCGCCCCACAACGAGCCGUAUAUCAAAAAAUGUGUAACAUUUAGCCCUUUCAGAAUUAGAUGAACAUCGUAUGUUAACGUAAGCAUGUCGUUUUGGACGUCUUCGGAAACACAGUGUCUUUUAAGUGUGGCAUCGCUUCGAAAAUGUCGAAACCACAUCGGGUGUUUAAAUUGAAUCCCCAUGAAAAUGAGUAAUAAUACGCUUAUAAGAACAACCAAAGUCUUGUUAUAGGUCUGUCCAGCUUUCGAAAACAUGUUGCUAUCGAGUAUUGAUGAAACGCGAUAUCAAUAACCCUUUUUAAACGUAAGAUGACCACUCUAACAUUACUCCAAUCAAUAUAGGAACACUUCAAACUAAGAAUGAAUUUGGCGCUGUUGUCAAUUGUCCGUAUAAUUAGUCCUGAAUGAAUUGUGAUACUGAAUAUAUAUAUACGGCGUCAUACGCUUAAAAGCUGUCAAAGCUGUAAUUAAUCUAUGUACGGCAUUUCCACACAAUUUCUUCGGGAAAAUAUUUAAUUGUGUCGAAAUUAUAGGUGUUUGGCUAAUUCAAGCCGUUUGGAUAAAUUGAUAAGCGCAGAGUUUGAAUAAUCUUUUGCCGGGUUCGGUGAAAACGAUAUGAAUAUAUAUGAUCAUUUUGUAUCUUGAUAUUAGUAUGCAUGAGUGCAAUAACCCACAUGGCUUCUUACUUGUAAAAAAACAAUACAAUGAAUGUUUUAAUAUUUUAAGUUGAAAAUUACUGAACAGCUGUUUAAGCUCCUUAGCCCAUAAAUAUCGAAAUUACAACAGAUUGUUAGGUUUAACAAGUCAAUUUAACAGUUUAACAGUUGUGAUUUUAUGAAAAAUGAUGGGAAUGAUAUUUACACUUGUGAAGAGGGCAUGAAGAGUAUACCCUUCCGCCGGCAAUUUUCGGAUCCGGCAAUUGAUUGGAAUCAAUAAAGGAGAGGGUCAAAUCACAAAUGAGUAUUACUGUAACGGGAGACUGUGAUGGAUAAUUGUUGCUCUUCUUCUUGCAGUGAGCUCUGUGUAUAUACAGCUUAUUCAAUUAAGGUUGUCCACAAGAAAAGCGAAAACCUUUGACCAAGCACGAAAAGCAUUAUUAUUUUAUGAGAUUGUUUAUGCAUAUACAUGUUACUAUGUCAGCACAUUCAUGCUAAUCAAGUGAAUUGAAUUCUCAAAGGAGUCGAGCACAAUCAUACUGUACAAACAACUUUCUUUAACAUUAAAGAGUUUACAAAAUCCAAUGAAUUCUGCCAGGUUUGCUGUUGAAUUGGGUUAGACGAGCAAGUAAAAUCCGAGAAAGAUGAAAAGCAACGGAAAUACCGAUGCCAAAACGGCUUGUGGAACGUAGCAACCGCGUACGGCUUUCGCGCUUAUAUUCGACUUUUCCGCUUUGCUCAGGGACAAUAUUAAUUGAAAUAGCUGUAUACUGUACAGGGUGUCUCAAAAAAACCCAAAAUCAUUGAAAUAACGUAUUGUUCGAAUUUCAAUGCCGUAACACAAAGGAUUUUGACAGGGUGAUUAAUUUGUUUUAAAAAAUUAAAAUAUCUUUGUAAAGUGAACGUUUGUUUGCUCAUGGGAAUUUAAAAAUGCUUCGUAAAUUGUAAUAUGCGUAAUAUGCAUUCGUGGGUUUAGUACUUUAUGCCUGACAUAACAAGUUUACGAUGAGUAUUACCAUUCAUUAUAGCAGUUAUGUCAAUCUUUUAUGCACUCGUGGGAUUAACUUAGUGCUAGGGCAUUGAAUAUCGAACAAUACGUCAAUUUCAAUGAUUUUGGGUUUUUUUGAGACACCCUGUAGUGUACAUCGCAAAGCACUUACGCGCUUAGAGGUCGAGGUUUUGCGGUUUUGAAUUUGAAAGGACAACCUUAAUUGAAUUAGCUGUAUCCUGGAGCAAGCAACUGCAGCCAUUCGGCCAAUAAGAAAUGUGAAGCCAAAGCUGUUAACAACUUGUUACAACCUUGAUGGCAUUAUCAGACUUGUUGCAAGGUUGUUCUAACAAGUCUGAUACACUCACGAUAUAACAAGAAUGUUACAAGGUUGACGACAACAAGGUUGUAACAGUAUUGUUACAUCAUGACUGUAUCGGACUUGUUGGAACAACUUUGCAGCAAGUCUGAUAAUAUCAACAAGAUUGUUGCAAGUCGUUAACAACUUGUUCUAAACUUGUUGAAAAUUUGGGACAAGCAGUGCGAACACAACUUGUUGACAGCUUGUCGGCAGACUUGCUACAAGAUGUGAAAUUUUUGCAUGUGUACCCCAUGGCCACAGAUCGUUCAGGAUUUUUAACUGUUUAUUCUUCUUAUGUUUCAGUGUGGGGUCAGUGUUCACAUGUAUUUCACAUGCACUGUAUAUUAAAGUGGCUGGAUUCUCAACAGAUGCAACAGCUCUGCCCGAUGUGCAGGCAAGAAUGGCAGUUCAAGGAAUAA
This is a messenger RNA of Paramuricea clavata, 9658 nucleotides long. Lineage: Eukaryota; Metazoa; Cnidaria; Anthozoa; Malacalcyonacea; Plexauridae. The record is from the annotation of a GenBank genome assembly.